Molecule: messenger RNA, 4935 nt
Organism: Grammomys surdaster
Lineage: Eukaryota; Metazoa; Chordata; Mammalia; Rodentia; Muridae
Gene: Cep104
Product: centrosomal protein 104
Exons: 22
Coding region: 207-2984 (925 amino acids)
Cellular component (GO): cilium
Source: RefSeq, a predicted model, not a curated record
CUGGCCUUGGAGGGACGCGGCCAGUGCCGCCUGCUCCAGGCCUCCCAGCAGCGCAUCUUAGCUUUAGUGUCUGGAAUAGGGUUCGAGACCCGUCUUGUCCUCUUCUGCAUGCGUUACUGAACAGGACCAAUUGCCACGAGACUAAAGACUUGUAGCUCUGACUCCAGAACUCUUCCCUGCUCUUCUGAACAGCCAGUGUGUGCAGAAUGCCCCACAAGAUUGGAUUUGUAGUGGUCAGCUCCUCUGGACAUGAAGAUGGCUUCAGUGCCCGGGAACUAAUGAUCCAUGCACCGACUGUCAGUGGGUGGCGGUCACCAAAAUUCUGCCAGUUUCCACAAGAAAUCGUCCUCCAGAUGGUAGAGCGGUGUCGAAUAAGGAAACUGCAGUUACUUGCUCACCAGUACAUGAUCUCCAGUAAAGUCGAGUUCUACAUCAGUGAAAGCUUGCCUGAGUACUUGGUGCCGUACCAAGCAGAGCGGUUCCGCAGACUGGGCUAUGUCUCUCUCUGUGAUAAUGAAAAGACAGGCUGCAAAGCCCGGGAACUCAAGUCUGUGUAUGUCGAUGCUGUGGGGCAGUUCCUUAAGCUGAUCUUUCACCAAAACCAUGCCAACAAGUACAACAUAUAUAACCAGGUGGCUUUGGUGGCAAUAAACAUCAUUGGAGACCCCGCAGAUUUGGGUGACGAGAGCAGUAUUACCUCUAGGGAAAAGCUGAUCGACCACUACCUGGGCCACAGUCCCCACAAUCCUGAGGACCCUGCCCUAGAUGGAACUUUUGCUGGGAGAUCUGACUACAUCUCUCCACUUGAUGAUUUGGCAUUUGACAUGUACCAAGACCCCGAAGUUGCCCAGAUCAUCCGCAGGCUGGAUGAAAGGAAACGGGAAGCUGUCAAGAAGGAGCGCUACGACCAUGCAAAGAAACUGAAGCAAGCGAUCGCUGACUUGCAGAAGGUCGGUGAGCGCCUGGGGCGCUAUGAGGUGGAGAAGCGCUGUGCGGUGGAGAAGGAAGACUAUGACCUGGCCAAGGAGAAGAAGCAGCAGAUGGCUCGCUACCGUGCCCAGGUGUAUGAGCAGCUGGAACUGCACGGCCUUCUGCAGGGCGAGCCAGAGAUGCAGAGGCCGUUCGCCUUGCCCCUCCAGCCCCUCGCGUCUCCCAGCAGUCCCCAGCACUGGAAGGUAGUGUCCUCACUCCCUCGAACAGAAGAGCUGGUAGCUGAAGACACGUUUGCUGGCCCCAUCCUCCAGGAGAAGCCCUUGGCAUCUUCCCCUCAGCAUUCGGCAGCAGAUCAGUCCCCACCUGCUGCAGGCCCCACCCCAAGGAGCCAUAUGGAAGCCCUGCCCUAUGAUGAACGGCCUCUGCCUGUUACUAGAAAGCAGUUGGGGGAAGCAUCCGCAGAGCCAGAAGUGAGAGAGGCAGACAGUGACGUCCGGAGACGGGGUGUCUCAGGGGAACCAGAGCCCUUGACAGAGAAGGCCUUGAGAGAAGCCAGCUCUGCCAUCGACACCUUAGGAGAAGCCUUGGUGGCUGGGGCCUAUUCUAAGAUGUGGUCCUGCCGAGAAGAUGCACUGCUGGCGUUGUACAAGAAGCUGAUGGAGAUGCCUGUUGGAACGCAGAAGGAAGAUUUGAAGAACAUGCUCAGAGCAUCUGUCUUUCUCAUCAGAAGAGCCAUAAAGGACAUUGUGACCUCAGUCUUUCAGGCCUCAUUGAAAUUGCUGAAAAUGAUAAUUACACAGUAUAUUCCCAAGCACAAGCUGAGCAAACUUGACACAACGCACUGUGUGGAGAGAGCUAUCCCCCUUCUACUCGCUAGAACCGGAGACUCCUCUGCCCGCCUCCGUGUCAUGGCCUUGAAUUUCAUCCAGGAAAUGGCCUUGUUUAAGGAGGUGAAGUCUCUCCAGCUCAUUCCGUCUUACCUGGUGCAGCCACUGAAGGCCAAUGCUUCUGUUCACCUGGCAAUGAGCCAGGUGGACCUCCUGUCCCGGCUGCUGAAAGACCUGGGCACUGAGAGCUCAGGCUUCACCGUGGACAACGUGAUGAAGUUUGCAGUGAGCGCCCUGGAGCACAAGGUGUAUGAGGUGCGAGAGACAGCAGUCAGAAUCAUCCUGGACAUGUACAGACAGCACCCAGCCCUCACCCUGGAACACCUUCCUCCAGAUGACAGCACCACACGCAGAAACCUUCUCUACAAAGCCAUUUUUGAGGGGUUUGCUAAGAUAGACGGCAGGCCAACCGAGGCUGAGGUGAGGGUCCAGAAAAGAGUAGCCACAAAAGAAGCAGAAAAGCAAAAGAAAGAAGAAAUGAAGGCUCUGCAGGGCUUGACAGAGCCAGGAGAGACCCAGGCUGUAGUCCAGGAGAAGGAGAAGGAGAACGAGGCUUUGAAAAUCAAGAAUCAAGACCCUCAAGGAAGGAAAGCUGCCCCACCUGACACUCCAGAAAUCCCAGAUAACCACUAUUUGGAUAAUCUAUGUAUCUUUUGUGGGGAGAGGAACGAAUCCUUCACAGAAGAGGGCCUGGACCUCCACUACUGGAAACACUGCCUCAUGCUGACCAGAUGCGACCACUGCAGGCAGGUGGUUGAGAUUUCCAGCCUGACAGAACACCUGCUGACAGAGUGUGACAAAAGGGACGGAUUUGGGAAGUGUCCCCGCUGCAGCGAGGCCAUCCCCAAGGAGGAGCUUCCUGGACACACCAAAACUAAGGAGUGCAACCCUGCCAAAUCGGAGAAGGUGGCAAACCGCUGUCCCCUGUGUCAUGAGAACUUUGCUCCUGGAGAAGAGGCAUGGAAGGUUCAUCUGAUGGGCCCUGCUGGCUGCACAAUGAACCUGCGCAGGACACAUGUUCUCUACAAGGCUAUAGCCCCACAGCAAGGGAAAGGCCCAGCAGCAUCAAAGUCAAGCACCUCAGCACCCAAGGUUGGAAGCAAGAUCCCCACCCCAAAGGGGGGCCUUAGUAAGAGCUCCAGCAGGACGUACACGAGACGGUGACAGAGUUUUCAGUUCUGUCUCUGACGGGCUGUGCAAGGUUCCCCAUUCUAAGCCAUGUGUGUGGGCAUGGUGAUGCAGGGCUCUGUGCCCACUGUCCCUCGGCCUCUUGUGUCCCAGUGUCUACUCUCACAGGAACAGUACAUGAUCUGACCAAAGAGCCCUUAGCAAUGUGGCCACUGUUCUGUGCCACCACAGGCACAGCACCCACCCCCACUGAGGAGACACACCCUCACCUGGAGCUCACUGGUGUCGUGUGCCACCACAGGCACAGCACCCACCCCCACUGAGGAGACACACCCUCACCUAGAGCUCACUGGUGUCGUGUGCACAUCAGGCUGAGCCUGCUGUGCCGUCUCUCAUGGUCCUGUCUGCCAGGGUGUCACACCAUAUACAGCAACAAGCAAUAAAGGAAAUGAAGCAAAAGACAGCCACUCUAAGAGCAGGUCCCUCCCACACACUCUGCCUGAUGGUCCCUGUGUGCCCCUGUCCCUAGGGUCCCGCUAACAACCCUGCCUAGAUGCUUUCCCUCAGUGGGUGCAGAGUCUGCUGCAGAGUCCUAAAUGAGUGGACUCAUGACAUCCUCUGGUCACUCAUGCACACCUGACCACAGCCCACCUGCAAGCCUCAGCUUUCUUUUUGGCAAAAUGAACACUUUCCACAUUUGCCUAGCCCACAAAGACAAUUUGCACGCACCUCGCUGGCCCAGAGCCUCUGAAUCAGUUCUGUCACAUCCUGUGAUGUUCCCGAACCCACAUUCCCAAGUCCUUCAUAGAGCCUACUCACAAGUGCUUCACUGAACAGUGACAGCAUCAGCAGCUCACCCUCCCGGAAAUGCCCAUGUCCUCGUCCCUCCUGUCCUGAAGGAUGGGCCCACUCAGGGCCUAUACUGUUCCUGCUUCCUGAGGUUUUCCUGAUGUCCCUUUGAAAUGUCUAGGAUUGAGAAAAUCAGUAUUGUAAAAUUAGGGCAUAUUUCCUUAAAAUUCCUAACCAUGUGAAACAAAAUCCACAAAAACAUACAUGUGCCUGAGCAGCGAGCACCCUGGGUAUUAACCCUGUGGACUCACCCCGCUCUCAGCAAACAGCUCCUGCUGUGCUUGGCUCAGAGUAUCAAGUGGAACAGGAUCUGUGCAGAGGAGGAUCCUGUCAGAGGCCUUUAGCGUGGUGAGAGAUCGGGGUAUGACUGAGAAAGCAAAGCACAGGUGCCAAGGGAUGAUAAGGUGGUCCUUCAGGUCAGAAAUGCCGGCGUUGUCCUAACCCGCCUUAACAUACAGACAAUAAUGGAAAGUUAACCUCAGACUAACUAGAACACGGGUAGAUACCUGUAAUGUCUUCUAUCUGUUGUAACCAUGAGACACUGUAAAAACCCUUCAUUUUUAACCUGUGUGGUGGCUCACACCUGUACUCCUAGCACUUGGGAGACUGAAGUUAGAAGCUCACCACAAGUUCAAGGGAAGCCUGGGCUACAAAGUGAGACUCUGGCUCAAAAUUAAAACAGGACAAAAAGGAUUCCUUCAUUUUUAGCUCUCAUGUUUUGCCUAUUACAGAAUCAUGAGUUUCUGCAGAGGUGACUGGCAGUAUUGGCAGCCACAAAGCUCCACAUCACUGUGCUUGAUUCAGGGAAGGAGCUGCGUACCCCCAGCCAUUCCUAAUACCUAAGUGGAACACUCCUCAAAUCUUCACGUAUGCUACAUUGUGGAUAUUUAAUAUUUAUUUAUAUUAUUUUCAUAAAAGAUUCUAUCUAAUUUAAAAGAAUUGUGUCAUAUCUGAUACUAGAAUACAAAUGUAAAUACCUUUAAUGAAAAUUUGCAACUUUUUAAUGUUUUAACAUAGUUUUCUAUUUGUCUUUAUUUCAGGUAUAGAAUACUAUAUUUUUAUUGUUGCUGUUUGAGGGUUUAUGUGCUAAUUUGCCUUGAGUAUAGUAAUACAGUAAAGAUCAUUCAGCAUCUCGUCA